CCACUGACUGACAGAAACAUACACUAGAAACACAGGAGAGAAGAGACGCCUGAAUAACAAGAAGACUCAAGACUAAACAGAAGAAAGAUGCUGUGCUCUCAUGGAUUCCCAUCUGCCCUCAGUCCAUUCAUGGACUUCUCCUGGCCUGUACGCAGUCUGUGGCCAGAGGUCAGACCUCUGUUCUACCAGCAGCAUGUCAUGCAGAGAGACCUACAGGAGCUGCACAGCAGUCUGCAGCUGAUGGACAAACUUCAAUGUCAGAUCCUGGAGGACACAGAGCCUUUCAGCAGCAGUGUGGCUCUGCAGCCAGUCUCCUACCAGCUGGACAAAGAGGGAGAGCACUUUGGCCUGACCCUGGACACUCAGGGCUUUUCUCCAGAAGAUCUGUCAGUCCGGCAGGUGGGCAGGAAACUGAGAGUCAGCGGAAAGACAGAGAGGAAACAAGAGGACGGGAAAGGCUCCUACUCUUACAGCCUGCAGGAGUUCAGACAGGAGUUUGAUCUGCCUGAAGGGGUGAACCAUGAAGACGUCAGCUGCCAUCUUUCUCCAGAUGGAAAGCUCCACAUCCAAUCCGCCAAAGUUCCUUGUAUCGAGGGGACAGAAAGAGAGCUGACUAUCAAGAGGAGCUCAGAGGAGGAACCACAGCAGAGUGUUUGUUCACAGGCAGAAGACAGCAGAGCAGAGGAAGAAAUAUGAUAAUCUCUUUUUGUU
Molecule: messenger RNA, 711 nt
Organism: Xiphophorus hellerii (green swordtail)
Lineage: Eukaryota; Metazoa; Chordata; Actinopteri; Cyprinodontiformes; Poeciliidae
Product: heat shock protein 30-like
Exons: 1
Coding region: 88-696 (202 amino acids)
Biological process (GO): protein refolding; response to heat
Cellular component (GO): nucleus; cytoplasm
Source: RefSeq, a predicted model, not a curated record